AACCUUAAAAUUAAAAAAAAAUCGUUCUCUUCUCAUUUUGUUCUCAUACGUAUGUAUAAUGGGCUUUGCUUUAUAUUAUUUUGCAGUAUUUAGUGAUAGUGCUUUUUAUUUAAAAUUAAAUACCAUGGCAGACAGCUCAGAACAACACCUAGCAGGCACUUCCACUUCAAAAAAAAGUGAAGUUUGGACCUUUUUUUCCAGAAAAGCAAAUCUCUUUUCGGCUCCAUAUAAAAAACAAAAACCAGAAACAAGUUUCGAUAAUAUUUUGUUGUCAGAUGAAGAAUAUGUACCUGAAUUUGAAAGGUCAGUGUCUUCGGCUUCUGUAUCAACAUCAAGGCCACUUACGCCAGCCCAGUCAGAGUCUGACAUAUCGUCAGUUGCACUUGUUGAUGUUGAGGACAGUAGGAGUAGUAGUGUGGAUGUGGAAUUGGAUUUGUUAGCGAGUAGGGCACAAGCACAAUACUCUUUAAAUGCUCAAACUGCCCAGGACAGCAAUUUUAUACAUUUAGGCAAAAAAAAUGCCGCAGUUAUUUCCAGCCUACCAUCAAAAAUGCAUUUAAGGACCAACGGAGUUAUGAAUCUGGGGGAACCAGAGAAGCAAUAAUAACAAAUUCUUUAAUAUAUAUGAUAUGCAAGGAUAAUUUGCCCCUAAGUUGCACAGAAAAGGAAGGUUUUAAAAAGUUUUUAAAUACAACAGUCCCUUUAUACAAACCUCCAAGCAGAAAAAUGAUUACAUUAAUGAUUGAGCAGAAAUAUAUUUCACUUCAGGCAAUUAUCCAUAGGAAAUUAAAUAAUAUUGGAAUAAUUGCUCUCACCACUGAUAUAGCUACAGUUAUGAAUUCCACUAGAAGCUUCAUUGUUCUAACUGCUCACUAUAUUGAUGAUGAGAAUGCUACUUUUGAAUCAUUUUGCUUGGGCGUUAAAAAUUUAAUACCUCACCACACUGCAGAAAAUAUAUGCAGUGAUCUCACUGAAAUGAUUGAUGCAUGGGGUAUAAAAAAAGAUAAUAUAAUUUCAGUUACUACAGACAAUGGAGCUAACAUAGUUGCUGCAGUUAAUUUAUUAUUAGGGAAUAAAGGUCAUGUUUCAUGCUUUGCUCAUAAUAUUAACUUAGUUGUAACCAAAGCCCUUGGAGCUGUUCAGGAUGUUGUAGCUAUAAUUGAAAAAGUCAAACGUAUUGUGGCAUAUUUUAAACACAGCAAUACAGCCCAAGAUGAUUUGAGAGGUGAGCAAAGACGAGAAGGGAAAAAAGAUGGCACUUUCCUAUAUUUAAAGCAAGAGGUGCCUACCAGAUGGAACUCUACGUAUUACUGCUUGGAAAGGUUUAUUUUAUUAUCAGGCCAUAUUGGAAAAAUUUUACUUAUGACGACGCAUAAAAAAGCACCACCUAUGCUAACUGCAACUGAACUGUCAAUAAUUGAAGAGUGUCUUCAGUUACUCGCACCCUUUGAAUCAGCAACCAAAACUAUUUCUGGAGAAAAAUAUUUAUCUGGCAGUUUAGUAAUCCCACUUAUAAAUUGUUUAAAUUUGUCUUUGCAAAGAAUUAUUGUCUCUCACGACCUUUCGCAGAAACUCAAAGAGGAACUUAGUCAACAGAUCGAACGGAGACUCCGUCCUCAGGAAAAAAAUAUUUUGCUAGGUGUUGCAACAAUGUUGGAUCCAAGAUUUAAAAAGAUCCACUUCAACUCUCCUUUGAUGGUAUCCAAUAUUAUAAAUCGGUUGAAGACUGAAGUUCGAGAGAACGCUCGACGUACAGAGAUAGAAGACAGAGAUACUGAACCAGAUAAUGUUGGCACUGCCACUACCAGCAAAGAUAUAUGGGGUAUUCAUGAAGAAGCUGCUGCUAGUCUCUGGUCUGCAUCAGAUAUAGAUAACCCUGGAAUGAUCCCAAGCGAACUCAAAUUAUAUUUGGAACAGCCGACAAUCCCCAGAAAUAGUGAUCCACUGCGGUUUUGGGCCUCUAAUAAAAAUGCUUAUCCUGGAACUGCUAAAGUAGCUUUAAAGUACCUAACUACUUUGGGAGCCUCCGUCUCUUCAGAACGAGUUGUUUCGUGGCUAAACUAUGUCUGUAAUGACCUUCGAAGCCGUUUGACUCCAGAACACACUAACCAGUUGGUUUUUUUAGGUGCUCUAGAUAAUAAGUACUGGCAGAUUUAAGAAAGUUAUUACUUUGUUAUUAAAAUAAUAACCAAUUUAAUUGAGUGUUUAUGUUUUAUAUAUUUAUAAUUUUGUAGUGUUUUUCCUUCAC
This is a messenger RNA of Sitophilus oryzae (rice weevil), 2248 nucleotides long. RefSeq names its product zinc finger BED domain-containing protein 1-like. The coding region runs from base 625 to 2157 and encodes 510 amino acids. The transcript has 6 exons. The record is from RefSeq and is a predicted model, not a curated record. Gene Ontology annotation, molecular function: protein dimerization activity. NCBI's taxonomy places the organism in Eukaryota, Metazoa, Arthropoda, Insecta, Coleoptera, Curculionidae.